This is a messenger RNA of Protobothrops mucrosquamatus (brown spotted pit viper), 384 nucleotides long. Its product is annotated as SEC14-like protein 5. Gene Ontology annotation, cellular component: cytoplasm. The record is from RefSeq and is a predicted model, not a curated record. Lineage: Eukaryota; Metazoa; Chordata; Lepidosauria; Squamata; Viperidae. The annotation marks the transcript as partial. The transcript has 2 exons.
UGUAACGUGCCUGAAGGUGGACUUGUCCCCAAAUCGCUGUAUCAAACAGAUGAAGAGUCUGAAACCGCGGAUCACAUUCGUCUCUGGACGGAAACCAUCUAUCACUCUGCAAAUAUUUUCAAAGGGGCUCCCCAGGAGAUAGUUGUAGAGAUCCUGGAAGGUGAAUCUGUGAUCACUUGGGAUUUUGACAUCCUCAAAGGAGAUGUGGUGUUCAGCCUCUUCCAUUCCAAACGAGCCCCCGAGACUGUCCGCAAGGAAUCUGCCAUGCCAACUGCUUUGACAUCUGGGGAAAACGUUCAACUCAUUGGCAAGAGUUGGGUCCUGGGAGUGGACUACAGCCGUGUGGAGACUCCUUUGGUCUGCCGUGAAGGCGAGAGCAUCCAG